GCGCUGCAGCCGCGCCCGGAAAGAAGCGCGUUUGGAGGCCGAGGAGCUUCCAGACUUGUUGCGGAGCGGGAUCGAAUCGACUUCACCGUCUCACGCUUGUUGAUCUAAAUCUACUCUGCUCUUCAUCUGCCAUACCAAACACCUGUUCAUACACAGCACAACUUCCAAAGACAAAAGGAGAAACCACAAUGGGCUGGCUUCCAUGGUCGGGCGGAUCUGAGUCCCCCAAGGCCUCCGACGGCGGCCGCAUCGCACCGGACCGCUCCUCGCGCGAACAAUGCUACAUCGGCCGGGACCUCUUCUUCAACUGCCUGGACCGGAAUGAUAUCGUCGAUGCGAUCAAGUAUGACAAGGAGGCACGGCGAAAGUGUGGCAAGGAGAUUGCGGAGUUCGAGACCGCUUGCUCCAAGACUUGGGUGAAAUACUUCAAGGAGAAGCGGGUCAUGGAAUGGAACCGGGAUCAGACCAUCGAGCGGAUAAAGCGCGAAGAGGCGGCAAAAAAUGCUGAAAAGGCGCAAUGAGCAUGAAACAAGAUGAGAGAAUGAAGAUGCAUUAGGGCACGGAGUCAAAAAAGAGUUUCUUUGCUGGUUCUUCGAAGCAGAUAACACUGUACUAUAUUUUGUCUUUUACGACCAUCAUACCAAAUUCUGCUUAUAAUAUGACAAUAAAAAUAGCACACC
Molecule: messenger RNA, 680 nt
Organism: Paecilomyces variotii
Lineage: Eukaryota; Fungi; Ascomycota; Eurotiomycetes; Eurotiales; Thermoascaceae
Product: cytochrome oxidase c subunit VIb-domain-containing protein
Exons: 2
Coding region: 189-521 (110 amino acids)
Biological process (GO): mitochondrial respiratory chain complex IV assembly
Cellular component (GO): mitochondrial intermembrane space; respiratory chain complex IV; mitochondrion
Source: RefSeq, a predicted model, not a curated record